Messenger RNA from Arabis nemorensis, 1185 nucleotides. The record is from the annotation of a GenBank genome assembly. Lineage: Eukaryota; Viridiplantae; Streptophyta; Magnoliopsida; Brassicales; Brassicaceae.
AUGGAGUCACCAUCAUUCAAAACUCCAACGGAUCAACAUCUUGCCUCUUUGAUGGUGCAUUACGGAGUUGAAUCACCGAUGACACUCAAGACUGUUGGUCAUAUCGAGUUUCGAGUUGGAAGAGAGAAUUACUCGGUGAGCUUUCAUGAGUUGUGUGGGAUUUAUGGAUUCAACGAGGGAAUUAAUACACAUCUUCGAGAUCACAACGAGGCCUUGUACUUAUGGAGUUCAUUGGGAGACUACCAAGCCGGUGGAACCAAAGUGUCGGGAUUAAGAAACCCGGCUAUUUGUUAUGCUCACAAGAUCCUUGCACAUACUCUCUUUGCAAGAAGGGAAACUAGCAACAUAAAAGAGGACGAGAUGUGUCUCCUUAUUGAAGGUCUCAAACCAUUCCUCUUGAAAAUCAAUGGUGUGUCCAAAAUUACGGGACACCCGAAUGUCAAUCUUGGAGCCAUUCUUGCCCUUAAAUUCAAUGAAUACAAAGGAUCUUCGAGGAUCGAUGCCCUUUAUCUUCAACAAACGGGUUGUCUUGCUGGACAAGUUCUCAAGGCAUAUGCAUAUUGUUUUCACCUCGGUAGCAAUAAUGAAACCAAGCAAGGCAAAGGAAAAACUCUCGACACGCAUCAAGAUGAAGACGGAUUUUCUUCAUCACCUCCACCAAUCUAUGGGAGUGCACGGUACCAACAAAGACAAUUUGAAGCUCCAAUCAAAACCAUCGCGGACCGCCAUGCCAUCGAAGGAGUUAGCCUUACCCAAAGAUGGUGUAAAUGGCAAGAUCGAACAAUCUACAAGCUUUGCAAGUCGGUGAAAGGGUUGAAGCAAGCGUUAGUUCCGGACUCCGAUGAAGAGAAUGAAAUAGCACCCAUUGAAACAGAGGAGACGAUACAAGCUCUAAGACGCAAUUCUAUUUCCGAAGAAUCUUCCUCUUUUGAUAUUCCAAUGGAACCCACUCGCCCAUCUUCCUAUGAACGGAGACCAACAAGGAAAAGAGUGAGUAGCCCGACUCCAACUCACACACCGAGUUCAAGCAACCCCUCUCUCCAAGUUUUGGAGUCGAAGAAUCCGACACCUUCUAGAGGUGAGAAUAGUGAUGAAUCUAGAAAGAAGAGGCUUUGGAGCAUAUUUGGACUCAGAAAAGGAUACAAAAGAAGAAUCAAUGGAGUUAAAGUGCAAAGGGAAAGAUGA